GGCGGGUUGUGGUUCCGGUUCCGUCGCGGAGACACGUGAAGGUCGGGGAGCUGGUGCGGACUCCGUCUCGGCACGCGGAGCCGCGCUGGGAUGGAUUCCUCCUCGUCUUCCUCAGCGGCGGGGCUGGGCUCGGUGGACCCGCAGCUGCAGCAUUUCAUCGAGGUGGAGACUCAGAAGCAGCGCUUCCAGCAGCUGGUACACCAGAUGACGGAACUUUGCUGGGAGAAGUGCAUGGACAAGCCUGGGCCAAAGUUGGACAGUCGGGCUGAGGCCUGUUUUGUGAACUGCGUUGAGCGCUUCAUUGAUACAAGCCAAUUCAUCUUGAAUCGACUGGAACAGACCCAGAAGUCCAAGCCAGUCUUCUCAGAAAGCCUUUCUGACUGAUCUCAGCAUUACCUUUUGGAAAAGAAAGGUAGUUCAAGAAAUGAAGAGCGAUUGAUGGGAUGGUUGAAGAAAAGGCUAUGGGAGAUUCCUCCCACCUUUGUCACUCUUGGGACAUCCUGUCAUCUGAGAAGGAACAAAGACCAAUUUUGUGUGUGUGUGGGGCUUGGGGGUCAUAUGGGUAUUUGGUUGUGUUUUUUAAUGCUAAUCUUGUGAAAACAAUUGACAAAUGAAUGGAAGACUCUACUGGAUGCAUAUUACUGUAUAUGGGACUGUGCUUUUCUCCAAGUCCCAUUAACUGCUUCCUAUAAUUUUGAUAGUGGAACUGCUUUCUAUAAUUUGAUAGUGGGACCACAUGGAUAAAAUCUGUCAUUUGCGUGGACUCAUUUCAGAUUUCUGGGGAGACUGAUACACAUCUUGGUGUCUCUCAGAAAGGGCGGCAGUGGGGGAAGAGUAAUUUGGUACUUAACUAUAGGCCUCCUUAUCUAGUGUUUAAUUUAACUAUCAGUGCUGGCAAAAAAAAGGCUGUGGAAUGUUCAUACAGUACAUUUCAGCUUUCUAGAUUCUCUCUCUCCCUUAUACUGUGAUUUACUUACAUAUCUAUAUGAAGUGUGGUCUCGAGGUAGUACAGGUAGCCUGAGAGUAUAGAGGCCUUUAGUUAGAAAGGAGUCUACCCAGUGAACAUAAUUCUCAUCACUAAACUGCCACGAGGAAGAAAUUAACUUGCCCUGUAUAUCAGGGUCCAAAAAAUUCAAAGAUGUGCCUAAAUAAGCUAUAAAGACUUAGGCCAGUCAAAAACUAACAGCAGUUUCAGGUAGAGGUGCAUGCCUAAUGUAAAUCAGUGUAGGUUCCAUUUACUGCGUUCUUUUGAUCACUGAAAUAAAAGCUUCUACAAGAUUCAA
This is a messenger RNA of Equus quagga, 1283 nucleotides long. RefSeq names its product translocase of inner mitochondrial membrane 8A (gene TIMM8A). The transcript has 2 exons. The record is from RefSeq and is a predicted model, not a curated record. NCBI's taxonomy places the organism in Eukaryota, Metazoa, Chordata, Mammalia, Perissodactyla, Equidae. Bases 91 to 384 code for a protein of 97 amino acids.